This is a messenger RNA of Engraulis encrasicolus (European anchovy), 1220 nucleotides long. It is a transcript of the gene ppp1r35, whose product is annotated as protein phosphatase 1, regulatory subunit 35. NCBI's taxonomy places the organism in Eukaryota, Metazoa, Chordata, Actinopteri, Clupeiformes, Engraulidae. The record is from RefSeq and is a predicted model, not a curated record. Gene Ontology annotation, cellular component: centriole. Gene Ontology annotation, molecular function: phosphatase binding. Bases 188 to 1108 code for a protein of 306 amino acids. The transcript is spliced from 6 exons. Gene Ontology annotation, biological process: positive regulation of cilium assembly; negative regulation of phosphatase activity; positive regulation of centriole elongation.
UUUUCCCGAAGGCGGUGGUAGUGGAGGGAAGUUCAAAAUAGUUAAAUGUAGUUGAUAUAAGAACUGGAACCGAAUUAAAAGCAUGGUUAACACCUCCACGCAUUUCCCGGGAGUCUAAUGCAACGCGCGUUUGCAUGUUAUCGGUAGGAGGAAAAUGUUUUUCCAGCUCUCGUAAAGCCUGCGGAAGAUGACUAUGCUGCAAUGCCCUUUCGCUGGCUUCAGCGACCCCGACAGUCAGCCUGCCCUGCCACCGGGUCCAUCCGCCGCGGGCUACGGCACCCCGCUGAAGAAAUGUCCGGAGCUGGACCUCUCCAUCACAUCCACCCCGGAGCGUCUCGUACCGGUAGACUCCGGCAUCCUGCGCAAAAACAGAGGUGUCAAACCGCCAAGUAGACAGGUGCACUUUGAGGAGCAGGGGUCCAAGGGGAAGGAUGUGAGUCCCCAGAGAGCGUGCCCAGUGGAGCGCAUCACUGUCCUCACAGUCACCGCACUCGAGAAACCCACCAGCAGUGAUCGGAGAGGUAAGAAAAAAAAGUCCAGCAGCGGCAAAGGAAAGUCAGACCCAGAUGCUGAUCCAGCAGCAGGGCCCGCCCCGGCCGCCCUUCCUGCCCUGUCAUUGGCUGAGCCGGGUGACGGACAGCUGCUGGAGUCGGCCCAGCUGCACUCCACACUGGCCCUGCAGGCGGAGCUGGAGAGGGUGAAGCUGGAGGAGUUUAACCCCCGCAGGGCCAUGGAAGAGAAGCUGCAGACCUCCACACACACCAGGAACCAGAUCAAUGCCAAGGCAGCAGAGGGUGUGAACUUCCCCCAGGGUCAGCAGCUAUACCACGGCCUGGUCAGCGUCAGCCUAUCGCACGAGCAGCUCAUAAGCCACGCCCUCCGACACAGGCCACCGCUGGCCCCACCCAUCCGUAGCCACAGCAACAAGCCUCCCCAGGCCCCAUCAGAGGCUCCCGACCUGCUUGCCUUCUACAGCCCAGGAGAGUUGCUACGAGAAGCACCUCUGUUGCCAGGCAACCAAGUGCCUUUGCCACGCCCUCGGACCAAGCCCCGCCCCGCCCAUGCCACCUUUGACCUUUACCAGAGGCAAAGACAGUGGGAGGCUUAACACCCCCCCCUUCAUUCUUUCAUUACUUUCUUUUCAUUUCACAGACUUUAUUUUGACAUUAGCAUUUUUAAAUACAUAGCUUUGUGUGUGUUUGUUUGCUUGUUUAAUUUCU